Messenger RNA from Salvia hispanica, 898 nucleotides. NCBI's taxonomy places the organism in Eukaryota, Viridiplantae, Streptophyta, Magnoliopsida, Lamiales, Lamiaceae. The record is from RefSeq and is a predicted model, not a curated record.
AUGAAAUUCAAGUGAUGUUUUUGUUAAGAAAACUUUUAUUAAAUCUAUGUACAAGUAAAUAUUUAAUUCAAAGUAGAUCCAGCCCAAUUUGGCCAUUGCUGAAAUCAACACUCUUUAUUUCAAUCUUUUAAUGGUUUACCGAGAAAUGCAGAAGGUGCUAAGAGCCUACGGCGAGGUGCUACGGCUGGUGCGCCGCCUGCCGGAGGAUAGCAGGCCUUACUACGCCAAAUUCGCCCGUGAAAACUUCGUCAAUUAUCGAGAAGUCGACCCCAAAGACGCUGCCGCCGUCCAAGACCUCCUACGCCGCACCUACAAUCAUUCUCUUUGGGUCCUCAGCAAGUAUGGUGUGGAUGAAUCUGUGGCAGGAAAGCUUAAGGAAUCUGCUCUGCUUGAUCGGUUUGGCUUCUGCCCACCAACUCUAGUGGAGAUCGGAAUUCCAUACACACUAGAGAUCAUGGAAGACAACAACUACUUCAUCUGGGACAUCUUCCAGCAAUACAACCAAUCCGACCGGAAACAAGUCGAAGUAGCCACGGUUUUUAUCCGACAAUACGACGGCGCGGAGGCAAUAACUUACAGCGAACAAGUCAACGUCAGCGCCCUCUUCUUACAAGGCUACCAAGGCAACCUGAAAUGGGAGUACACCUCUAUCCUCCACCACGAGCUCACGCAUGUUUUCCAGUGGGACGGCGAGGGGAAGGCGCCGGUGGGGCUGGUGGAGGGGGUGGCCGAUUACAUGAAACUGGUGUCGAACUACAAUCAAAAGGGAUCCGCGUCGCGGGGGAUGGGAGAGAGGUGGGACCAAGGGUAUGACUUCACGGCGAGGUUUUUGGAGUAUUGUGAAGAGCUGAGGUCAGGAUUUGUGGCAGCGUUGAAUAAGAAGAUGAGUUCCUUUUAG